Molecule: messenger RNA, 1240 nt
Organism: Hyaloscypha bicolor E
Lineage: Eukaryota; Fungi; Ascomycota; Leotiomycetes; Helotiales; Hyaloscyphaceae
Exons: 1
Coding region: 482-1237 (251 amino acids)
Source: RefSeq, a predicted model, not a curated record
CAUGGAACCAUGUAUUUCAUGCAUAUUCCAGUCACUUAGCCAAUGGGCCAUCGCGAGAUUUUUGAGUUGCUACAAAAAAGUCCCAGUUUAGUCGCAGAAUCCUCAUGUAAGCCUGCCUAGCCUUCUGUAAGUUGGUUAAAAAUAGUGCUGCAAAGCCUAAUAAGAAUGGUACUUAAGGUCUCGAACUUCUCACUUGAACUAAUUGCUAUUCCCUUUUGCACGAACGUAUCCCUGCCUCAUUAUUCUUAUCAUCAGAGAGCUCUUCAAAAUCGUUACCAUGGCGGAAAUCAGUGCCCUCGACCCCCUCCUCCCCUCUCGUGUGGUUCACCAGUUCCCCAUGCCUUCGUGGGUUGAAAAUCUCGCUAUAUGAUCUAACGGGCAGAUUGUCGUCACUUUUUCUUCAGCACCUGAAGUUUUCCUUGUCGGUCCCACCGAUCCCUCCAAAACCGUCCUGAUCCACAAAUUCCCCGACGUCUCAGGUAUGGCCGGGAUCAUUGAAGUGGAGCACGACAAGUUCUACGUUGCAGGAGGCAACUUCGAUCUCAGCACUUUCGUCAACCAAACAGGAUCUUAUAAGUUAUGGGAAGUAGACAUGACCAAUUUCGAAAGUGAUGGUAACGCUGCUGUCAAAGAGGUCAUGAAACUUGAGAAGGUCGGCCUUCCGAAUGGAAUGGAGGUACUUUCGAAAUCCGAAAAGAUUAUUCUCGCUGCCGAUUGUGAAGCCGGUGCCGUGUUCAAGAUUGACCUUGCAAACGAGACGCAUGAGAUAGCGAUUCAAGUUGACGAGAUGAAGAAUCCCGAGAAACCUUUCAUACCCAUCGCCGUCAACGGUAUUGCGAUCCACAAGGAAUACCUCUACUGGACCAACACUUCCAAGGAACUUUUCUGCCGAAUCAAAAUCCACAAAGACGGCAAAGCCGCUGGAGACGUUGAAAUCAUAGACCAAGGGCUCAUAGGCGAUGAUCUCUGCUUCGAUCGUGACGAUAAUGCUUGGAUUGCACGGAACCCGUUCAAUACUAUCACCGUGGCAAAGGCAAAGGGUGGCCUUGUGACUGUUGCUGGGAAAAAAGACCGAUUGGAGAUUGCUGGGGUAACUGCGUGCCAAUUCGACAGAAAAAGCGGCAACGAGCAUAUGCUCUACGUUGUUACGAAUGGCGGUCUAGGAGGACCUGUCAAUGGAAGCGAGGUUGAGGGCGGGAAGGUCUCGGUCAUUGACACCUCGUCGUUCAAAGCUUGAUGA